AUUUCGUUCGUGUUUUUCUUUUUAAGAGGUUUAAUUUCGAGUUUUUGUAUUCGUAAAUUCAUUUAGUCUGAAGUGCAGUAGUUGCUCACUGAACCGCCAGCUACACAUCUCAUUAGUGCAUCAGCGUCCAUUGGUGACACAUCGGGAGUGUAGCAAGUUGCAUAUCUAGAACUCUGUCUUCUUUUAUUGCUCACUUCUUCAGUUAGUCUUACUAGGAUGGCUAAGAUGAGUGCAUGCUUUUUGCGGACGCAGGAGGAGCUGGCCGCAGUUUGCGAACAGCUGAAUGUGUUUUGGCUACGGUCAAUCACCUUCAGGCCGCUCCUUUAGAGUGUAGUGGUGGCGGAGAAUCUGGCGCGUCGCGUGGGUCACCACAGGUGUCGUUUAUUUUGUCCACGGGCUACGCUUCCGUGGUACCUCCUAGUGUCCCCGACAUUGGAGCCGUCCUCAACAGCAAGCUACAGUGUACCACUUUUGACUGAGCUGCAGUUACCGAGAAGUGGUUUUGGUUUCUACAAGUGUGGCCAGUCAGUUCACAGUCCUAUGUUCCGUUGGUCCACAGGAUAGUAUAUGUCAUUACAAGACAUACUCACAGUGAGUUUAGCCAUCAACGUUACAUGGUGACGUCGUGGCAUACGUCAGUAACACCGGAACGAUAUUCUGGCCUUAACUUGAAGCAGUACAGCGGAAGGCGGGAGCUAUGUUAGCUGAAACCAAAGUGCAAGAGAUGACUGUCCUGUGAUUGUAAAAGACAGGGGCAAUCUAAAUCUAUCUGAAGGAAAAGAUUCGAUCUGUAGAAGUGUUUCUAGUUGUUGUCGAACGUCUUUUAAGCACUGUAGCAACAUAUAUCUCAGGUAUGUACAAACUACAACAAUUCAGCACGCUCAAAAUGAUUUUGUAAAUGUACUACUACGCAUCUUACUUGUUGUGAACUUCUAAGUUUGAUUACCCCUGCAACACUAUUAAGACUUUAGGUUAGGUAAGGUUAAUCUUGACAUUGGCUUGAAUUUGGCUUACUGACUACAUGUAUAGGACUAAUUAUUCUUUACUUAUCUGAGUGCAAAUUGCAAUACCCUUUGGUCUUAAAUAAUUUAUUAGUUCUGUGAAUCAAGGACUCUGCAGUGUAAAAAAGAUUCUGAAUCUUGCCUUAAUAACUAAACGCAAUUUCUGAAAUUUUUCCCACACAUCUUGUCAACAACAGUGAUAUCACACAAUACUGUAUGCCUCUUAUAUAUUUAAGAAAUUCAAUUUUAAUUCAUGUUACAGUUUUAUUUUUUGGAUACUCCAUUACUGCAUUGAAUCAGUGCUCAAUCAAGUAACCCUUCAAGACUCAUUUAAAACUGUUUAUGUCCGUUAUUACUUUUGUUGAAGUGGGUAAUGCGUUAUACAGUUUGAUGCCAGGAUGAGGAAUGGGAUAGUGCUGUAUUUGUCCUUUGUAUAUGUGGAUAGCUUAUUUCUCAUGUUUAGCAGCUAUUUACAGAUGAAUUAUGGGUGCCAUGUGGAGUGCUACUGUUUAGUUUUUCUUUUACAAUUACAGCAUUAUCUGGUAGGUAUAUACAAAGAAGUGGUAGUAUUUUAUAUUUCCUCAACAGCUGCCUGCAUGAUGACAUUUGGUCCACUAUUUCCAUUAAUUCUGUACUCAAAAUGGUUUAAAACUUGUACCACUGUUUUCCAAAAUACUACAUGAUAUUUGAAUACUGAGAGAGCAUAAGCAAAAUAUGUGGGCUGGAAGUCUUCACACACAAUAGAAAAUGGCACAUAUUCACCUACAGUAUCAAAAACGUCCACAGAAUAGGCUAUAUAUUGAAGAAAGAGGGACUUCAAACAGCAUAUAGGACAGACAAUACAGCACAGAAAAAACUCAGAACAUAGGAGACACCCACAGAUAAGCUCAACAGAUCAGGAAAUUAUCAACUCACAUGCAUCACUUUUCAAUCAGUAUUCGUUGGACAAACAUAGUGCUCACCGCGUUUUACGUAAUAAAAAGGCGUUUAUAAAGAAAGAAAUUACGCAAAGUACAUUAACAUGUGCGCACAGUGUCCUUGGAACACAAAAGAAAAAGGAUCAGUCACAACAAAACGUUAAUAGUAACACAUAUAUACACGAAACAUUUGACAUGCAAAAAUCAAGUUUUUCAAAAAUCAGGGGAUGCGUUAACUCACCCAGACUUUCAGCUUUUGGUUUGCAGAUGACAAGCUAUCAGUGCAGGAAACCAUACUAGUGGUCCUGCAAAACCAUAUAAUGUAAAAUCACGAUAAGAAGCAAAACGAAGAAAAACUUCCUUUAGACUCACUUUGUUAAAUUACUUACAACCUAAAAUACGUUCACUUUUCACAGUUUUUCAAUAAACAAAAACCCACUGAUGAUGGCCCAGACGUGCUCUAACAUUUUUGGGUAAAAAAAAAAAAACAGUGUGUUGGCAAAAAGGCGGAACCCAUAACCUAUAAAGUGUGUUUUCUGUUUUUCAGAGAGUUGAAAAUGAGUGACCAGGGAAGUGUAAACGACACAGACAUUGAAGCUGAUUUGGAUGAGAUGGCAUCAGAUACUGCUCGUGUACGCGACGAGUCAGUUGAUGAGAUGCACACAGCGGCCAAUUCAUCUGGGGCACAUGUUCCCAUUGUAACACGCCAGCCUUCCCAUAUCAGUGAAAUGCUGGAGGACCUGCCAUUGGACUAUCGAGACUCGUCACUUGUGCAGGGAGAAGAGGUAGCUGUGGAGAUAUGGCCGCCCAGUGUCACAGAGCACUCAGGACUGGAGCAGCUUCUCUCACCCUGUGACACCAGCAGACCAUCACAUGUGUAUUUCAAUGACUGUGAUAAUGACAUUUCAUAUAAUGAUGGUGACAAUCACAGUGAUACUGAUAAUUGUGACUGUACUGAUAUUGACAUCAAUGAAAGCAAUAUUUGUUUAUUUCAUUUCCACAAUUUUUAUAUUGGUAACUAUAACAGAAAUAAUGAAACAUUAUCAGUUAUUGACAUAGGGAAUUAUUCAUUUUUUAGUUAUAACAUUCAUGACCAAAACUUUUGGUUUGUUAGGUAUAGUGGCUCAAACAGUAUCCCAUCGUUGCUACCAACAGUUCAUGAUAUUGUAUUUAAUAUAUUUUAUAUGUGUAGAGACACUGAUAAUAGCGAUUAUACUAAUACUGUCGUCAAUGAAAAUGUUUGUUUACUUCAUUUCCGUGAUUUUUAUAUUGGUAGCUAUAACAGAAAUAAUGAAACAUUAUCAGUUCUUGACAUAGGCAACUAUUCAUUUUUUAGUUAUAACUUUCAUAACCGAAAUUUUCAUUUUGUUAGGUAUAAUGACUCAAACAGUAUUUUGCCAUUGUUAUCAAUAAUACGUGAUAUUGUAUUUAGUAUAUUUUAUAUAUAUCACGAUAAUACUAAUAUUGCCACCAAUGGAAACAAUAUUUGUUUACUAAAUUUUCAAGAUUUUCGUAUCGGUAACUAUAACAGAAAUAAUGAAACAUUAUCAGUUCUUGACAUAGGCAACUAUUCAGUUUUUAGUUAUAACUUUUGUAACCGAAAUUUUCAUUUUGUUAGGUAUAAUGGCUCAAACAGUAUUUUGCCAUUGUUAUCAAUAAUACGUGAUAUUGUAUUUAGUAUAUUUUAUAUAUAUCACGAUAAUACUAAUAUUGCCACCAAUGGAAACAAUAUUUGUUUAUUAAAUUUUCAAGAUUUUCGUAUCGGUAACUAUAACAGAAAUAAUGAAACAUUAUCAUUCCUUGACACAGGCAAUUAUUCAUUUUUUAGUUAUAAUAUUCAUAAUCGAAAUUUUGGUUUCAUUAGGUUUAAUGGGUCAUACAGUAUGUCUUCAUUGUUGUCAACAGAAUUCGAUAUGGUAUUUAAUAGAUUUGGUAUGUAUAUUACUUACAUAUGUUACAAUGAAAUCAAUAUUAUGUUAGUGUUACAGUUAGUAUUGCUAUUGUAUAUUUUAUAUAUAAUCCAUAUGCACUAUUAAACUGAAAAUAAAGCGAUUUUUUGUUAUAAUGUUCGUAA
Schistocerca piceifrons (Central American locust) is the source of this 3992-nucleotide messenger RNA. RefSeq names its product probable serine/threonine-protein kinase clkA. Lineage: Eukaryota; Metazoa; Arthropoda; Insecta; Orthoptera; Acrididae. The record is from RefSeq and is a predicted model, not a curated record. The transcript has 4 exons. Bases 2476 to 3954 code for a protein of 492 amino acids.